ACGCAGUAUGUAAGUAAUAUGUUUACGAUUUGUGUGACAGAUUCGAUUCGUAUUAGCUAGUUGAAAUGAUUAGUUAGAAAAGAAACGAGGUGGUACCAGACUUCUAGAAAUACAUCAGAUAUGAGCUGUACCACAGAUGGUGCCACAUUUAAAUUUAAGAAGAGAAUAUUAACAGCAUGUUUGAUUAUAGUUUUGUCUGAUAAUGUUAUCGGUAAAGUUUGUAAAACUGGUCAAAAACUGAGAGUAAACAAACAAGGCGAACAAAUAUGCUGUAAUACAGUUAAAUGUGGAAAAAGCCAGCAGUUUUAUUACUGUCAGUAUGAUGGGGAAAAAGACACAUGCAGAAAUUGUACGAAUAAUAGCUACACAGAUGACCUAAUUGAUACCAGCCAAUGGCCUAUUCAUGACAAUGGAAAAUAUCAAGCGGAAACGCAAAUAUGUUCUCCUCUUCCAAGCUGUAAAGCAGAGGAAGUAGUUCUUGUUGGCCGUAAGUGUCAGUGCAAUUUGAAUGAAGGAUAUUGGGGCACAGAUGAACACAACUGCCAGUUAGAUAAACUAAACUGUAAAAGAGCUGGAGUUCAGUUAACAUAUGAAGGUCAGUGUGUUCCAUGUUCUGGUGAUACAUUCAAACAAAAAGAUGGUGAAUACGGACAAUGUGUAAAUAAAACAAGAUGUAAAAGUCAUGAAAUAGAAAAUAGCGGUGGUUCCUCUACAACUGACAGAACAUGUAAAAAACUCCCCACAGAAAAACCUCCAAUCACGACAGCACCUCCAGACACAAGAACUACAAACAGACCAGUAAAGGAAGGUGAUAAUUCAAUAUCGGACUGGAUAGUAGCAGUUAUUGUACUUAUAGUCAUAGGUUUAAUGAUAGGGGUAUUUGUGAUAUUGUACAGGAAAAAUAAAAGAUUUGCAGAUUGCUGUCGCAGAUUUGUAGAUAUUGUUCAAAGUGGCUUUCAGAGGUUAGGAUGUAGACAAGCUGCAUCUAAGAUACCUGAAGAACAUGAAAUGGUUGGACCAGGAGAAAAUGAAUCUGAAGAAUCACCAUCUGCAGAAACUAAGUUAUUAAUAAAAGAUGAAACUAAUUCAAAUAGUAAUAUGAAUGGUCUCCCUUUUUCAAAUGGUGCAGUUGGCAGUGAUAGGGAUCAUCAAAAUAAACAUAGAGACAGUGAAUUAGACCCUACUGAAACAAAUUUGAAAAGUGUUACACAAGAUGAGGAAGAACAUUUAAGUAGUUCUGAAGAAGAGACUGUCCCAAAGUCAGUUAUUAACAAGAAGGAUAAAACUGUAAGCAAUAUACCAACUACAGACAAGGAGGCAAAAUCUCAUCCACAGGAACAGAGUCAAGAUUCAAUUGGUUGUACAUCAUUACCUAGCAGUUUGUAUGGGGAUAGAAGUGGAUCAGGAGGUGAUAUGGACACCAAUACUACUCCGUUAUUCUCUGGGAGUGGAUAUGAAGCUGAUCACAGUUCAGCAAGUGGUCAGGAUGUCCCUUCUCAAUCAAAUCCUAAUGAUACAACUAUAUCUUCAACGUCAACAGGAAUCCCUUCUGAAUUGAAUCCUGCCCUGCAGUCAUUUAAAUCUACAUAUGUGAAUGAUACUUCAGCAUCAACAGGAAAUAUACCGAAUGCAAGUCUUAUAGACAAUUUAGAUACUAUUCCAGAGAUUCAUAAUAAUGAUGGAGGUGACAAUAAGAAGAAACCUGAAUUUGUCCGGGCAGAAAAUCCUCCUGUAGUUCCAGUUGCACCGACACCACGGAGUCCUGCAACUGACCAAGUAAAUCCUAAUUUAGGACGAGCUGACAACAGACAGGAUCAAGAUUUUAGACCAUCCAACACAACAGCAGGAGGCAUUGAUGUUGAACCGGCAACAAAUGACGAAAAUUUUAAAGUAGCUCCGUCUUCUAGCAAUCGUCAAGAACAGGAACCAUUGACAGUUAAAUUUCCAGAUAAACAACAGACUGAAAGUCUGCCUGCAGUUGGAAAUCAAGGAAGUAAUGAGCCAUCUGUAACAUCUGGAUCAGCUUCAUCUGAGAGUGGCAUCCAGCCUCCACACAGAUCUUCAUCUGAGAAUCACCCAAGGCCUCUCUGCAGUUCUGGAACAACAGAGUCUGGUCAACCCCUUGGUGCACCAGAAUCAGAUAAUAGCCAAGGAAGUAGCACUGCACAAAACAGCAUGGAAGAUGAUCCACAGGAAAAUAUUGAAGUUAGUUCAAGGACAAGACCUUUUGAUUAGUCAUCCAUAAAGGGAUUCUGGAGAUAUACUUCAUUCAUAAUUAUCAUUUAAAUAUUUUUUCUUUUUUUUUUUAUUUAUUUAGCUGAUAGUGCUUUGUACAACUUUAACAUUUAAUGCUUCAAGACAAUUUUGAUUCAGUGCUAUAUUUUGAAUAGUGCUUGUUUUUCCUAUUUUGAGUAUUCACAUCAGGAAUGGAUUCAAGCGUGUGGCACACCUUGUGUACAUCCCUAAAAUCUAAAAAAAUAUAAAAAAAAAUUGCAUAAAAUACGUUAACAAAAAUUUGACUAGCUCCGCUUAGCAGAAUUUUAAGGAUCAUGAUCCAGCUAAAAGUCCUGGAUUUGCUGUACAUGAUCUUAGUAUAAACUUAAUCAGUAAUUUUAUUGUUUAAUAUUAACAUAUCAAAAAUUUCAAACAUUCCAGAUUAAAGAAUUCAUAAAUUUAUUAACCAUAUUAACUGUUUGCAUUUGUAACUAUUUAUUCAUUAACAUUGUCUUGUUUCAUGUUUGAAAUGUACCCGGUACACAAAUAAUCUGUCUUGGUUUGGAGUAAGUGUAAAAUUGACACUUUCAGCACUAUUGAUCAUAUUGUGGCAGUCUGAUGGAGGAAGUGGGAGUGCUCGGAGAGAACCUUAUUUGAAAAUCAGUCUGCUUGUGGAAAGUUAAAAAGAAAAAAAAUUGAUAUGAGCAUACAUUAACAUUAGGAUAUAGAACAACAUGUCUUAAGCUAUGAUAAGAUAUACCUAAAUAUUUUUAAAAAUUGAGAAUCUAUGUUACUAAAGUGGAAAUUGAACUUAAUUUUCAUUUUCAUUGAACUUUAAUUUUCAUUUUCAUAUAUAUGCAAAUGUCAACAAUGAGAAUGAGAAAGGUUGAGAUGUGAAUAUAAAUAAAAGUAGGGGUGAGGAAACAAAUGAGGUCAGUACUGGAAUUGUAAAGUUUUCAAAAAUUUUACACAUUUAUGCACACAUAUGUUAUGAAUUUUGAAUUCUAUUAAAUGUGCCAUUUAAAUUAAUAGUGCCAUUUGUGUAAAGAUACACUGUGGAUUCAUUUAUCUCCAUGGGUAGCAAUGUUUUUAUACGCCCGUUUACGGGACGUAUUAUGGUAUACCUCUGUCCGUCCGUCCGUCCGUCUGUCCGUCCGUCUGUCCGUCGUCAACAUGUCGGACAUUAACUCAAAAAUGCUUUUACCAAUUUGCAUAAAACUUUGGUGAAUUGUUUAUAUCUAUUGACGUGAGCUCCCUUUCGUUUUUUAUAAAAUUUAGAUUUUACGUUUCCGAGUUAUGGGGUUUUAUUCAUUAAAAAAAGGGGGAUUUUCCAGUUUUCGGACAAUAAGUCAAGAAUGCUUUCACCAACUUGCAAGAAAUUGUGGUGAAUUGUUUAUAUCUAUUGACAUGAGCUCCCUUUCCAUUUUUAUAAAUUUUAAAUUUAACGUUUCUGAGUUACAAGGUUUAUUCAUAAAAAAAGGGGGGAUUUUCCAGUUUUCGGACAAAAACUCCAAAAUUCUUUCAGCAAUUCGUAUGAAACUUUGGUGAAUUGUUUGUAUGUAUUGAUGUAAGCUCCCUUUAGAAUUUUAUAAAUUUUACAUUUUACAUUUCUGAGUUAUUGGGUUUUAUUCAUUAAAAAAAAGGGGUGAUUUUCCAGUUUUCGGACAAUAACUCAAAAAUGCUGUCACCAAUUCUCAUGAAACUUUGGUGAAUUGUUUAUAUCUAUUGAUGUAAGCUCCCUUUUUAUUUCCAUAAAUUUCUAAUAUGACAUUGAGAAUUAAUUGAACUUUAUUUGUUUAUAGUCUGACAACAGAUUUACUAAGUAUUGGGGACUAUUGCACAACAGCAAGAAAUCUUUAAUUGAAUAUAAAUUCAAUUCAUAUAUAAACCAAUUUCAAGUUCUUUGACUACAUUUAUUCAGAAACCUAUAAUAUGUCAAAUAUUUAAUUACAAUCCAAAUUCAGACCUGAAUCAAGCUUGAAUAUUGUGUCCAUUUUUGCCCCAACUGUUCAGGGUUGGACCUCUGCGGGCGUAUCUAGCUGCGCUCAGCGAAGCAGUUUAUUGGAUUGAGGAGAACUUGCCUUUUCCUGGAUAUUUGAUUACAUGGUUUUGUCAUAGUCUGAAUAGAAGACUAUAGAAAAUGUGUACAUUUUGGUGGUUGAUCUAUACCCACAAAAUCCAUGAAAAUUGAAAUCCCAGGAAUUAUAAUGAACCCACAGUUGUUUAACUUACUACAUAUAUACAAUGUACUAACAUCCAUUUAAAAUCUAUGCAUUAUUUUAGCAUUCUUUUUUUCUAAUUUCAGUACUUUUGUCAUUGUUAAUUUAUUAUAUUUGUUACAGAUAUGAUUGUGAGAAUUUUGUAUAGUUAAGAAUUUCAUUUCUGUGAUAUAUUUUAACCCAGCUUAAGGUUGUCUUUUUCUUAUACAAAUGUAUAUAUAUGCAUAUGCUUUAUUCUGAUAAAACCCAUGCUGAUACAAAGGUAUACAGAAAAAUACAACAAUAUAAAAAAAUUAUACAAUUGUACAGUUGUGAGGUAAUGACAAUUUAUGGUAAACAAUUACAGCAAAACAUGAAUUAUAGUAGUGUAAAGAUUGUGGAAUAUGUAGUUGUUGUUUUGCUGACUCAAUGCUUUGAGAGAUAAUCCAUUUUUCUAUUAAUUAUUGUUAUGAAUUUUAAAAGUUUCUUUGGUUCUGACAUUUUUGACAAAUUCAUCAGAUAUUACAGUUUAUAAUGUAUUUCUUGUCAAUGUGGUAUUUCUUCCUUUCUUCUGUUAAGACUGGGCAAGUUGUUAGUGUUGUUAGCAUAUAUAUAUGUAAAAUGCUUUUAAGAUUUGAAUGAUGUAAAAUAAGCAUCAUCUUGACAUCGCAAGAGACACUUCAGUGUCCAGAUUAUAUCAUCCUAUUCAUUUUAUCAAUAAAAUUAGCAUAAUUUUGAUAAGUUUGAAGAAUUUUACUAAUUUUGCAAUUUUAGCAGCAAAAUAAUGGCUAUCAUGUUUCAUCUUACUUUAUUUUUUGAAAUGUUUAAAUGUUUGGAAUCAAGAAUUUGUGUUAAGUUGUGCAAUUUGGCAAAAGUUGCAAUAGUUACUGAGUGGACAGGAAAGGGAUGUAACUCAUUAAUCAGAUUAUUAGUUGAAUAUUAAAAAGUUGUAAACAAAUUCCUGUCUAUGUACAUCAGUAUAUAAAUAUUCUACGCCUAAACACAGUUCCAUAUGUAGUUUCAUUCAUCUGCAGUCAAGAUUAUGUAAAUUUGUAAAACUGAAUGAAAACAUAAAAUCUCACAUAGUAUAGUGUAUGGGUUUUUUUUUUAGUUACUAGUAUAAAUUUUAGAACAGUAUUUUUAUUUUUGUUUUAAAUUUUUAUGUUACAUUUUGGCUUGGAGUAAUUGUAAUUGUAAGCAUUAAUCAUCUGUAAUUGAUUACAUUUUUUCAAGUAAUCAUUGUAAUCAUUAAUCAGCCAAAAAUCUGAUUACAUGUAAUUUAAUUUAAUCAAUUACUUUUCAAAAUACCUUGUAAUCCUGAUUACCAUCUGAUUAAAUUCUGAUUACAGUAAAAAAUCUCAAAUUGUAUUUAUGGUCAAUACAUCAUGUCUAAAAUAAAAUUUUAUUAUUCAUAUUUGAUAAAUAUAUAACUUGUUUAAAUAAAUUUGUUUACUUUAAGCAUGAUAAGAUAUUAUGAAAUAUGGAUAUACAUGUAAUUUGAUAAUAACAAAAUGUUCUUUUAUUGUUUUUUUCAAUCUUUAUUCAUUAACAUCAUUUAAAUGGGUUAUUUUGAAAUUCAUUGUAAUCAGAUGUAAUCAUGAUUACUUGCCAAUGUAAUCAUUAAUUUCAUCAGUUUCUAUGAGAAAGGGUGUAAUCAUUAAUUUAAUUUAAUUGUACAAUUGACAAAGUAAUUGAAAUUUAAUCAAUUACAUUGAAAGUAAUCAGACCCAUCUCUGGUUACAUUUGAUAAAUGUUUUAUUUUCAUCAUUAAAAUGUCCAAAUAAUUAUUUAGCAUGAUUUGGUAGGAUAUUAAAUAAAGGGGAAUCCAUUGUUUUAUUUAUACAUGAGUGUAUAUGAUAUCAAUUAAAAGGAGAUCUUGCAUAUAGGUAAUGAAACAUCAUGUCAAUAACAUGAAUAUUUUACCUGUUAUACAAGUUAUUUUGGAAGAUCGUAUUUAGUGUGUGGACAUUGAAUGUCAAAACUUUUCAUAGUUUUUGAAUGGAAUUUUAGUCUCAUUAAUGUGGUUUAUGAUUCAACCGACUUUAUUUAUGAAAAAGUGUAUGCAUGGAGUUUUAGUCAUAAUAAUUGAUGUUAUUAAGAGUUUAUGAUUUUAUAAAUUAUAUUUAUUAAAGUUUUCAGCUGAGGUAAUUAUUAAUGAGACCGUUUGUGUAAAAACAUAAUAAUAAGAGAUGUGAUACUGAUUAUAUUAUAGUUAAUAAGGAACUGUUCAAAAUCAACAGAAAGAAUGCCUGUUACAGUAAACUAGAUCACUGUUUAAUCAUUAGUUGUUUGUUAUGUUAGGACAGGUAAUUAGGGUACCAGUCUAUUCUUCUCAAUGUUGAUCAAGAAUUGAUAUAUAAUGUAAAACAUUUCUAUUUCAUAGACACCCUUUGAAAGAGGAAUUUUGAUAGUAAAUUAUAAAAUUAUUAAAUAUCUGCAAUUUACUAUAAAAGUCAUCAAGGCUUUAUCCAUAACUUUCUGUGCUGCUUCAAACAGAAUCAUCUGAGGUGGUAAAACUGAAAUGUUUUGCAUUAUAAAUCAAUUCUUGAACUGUAAUAGAGUCAUAAUGAUAUGACCAUUAAGGCCAUAACAUAAUUAGUGUUUAAGUCUGCCUGACCAACCCUUACUCUUAGUGCAUAUGCUAAAAAUUUGUUCAUUUAUCAUUUAAAAAUAUGUAAGCAUAGAAUAUUGAAAAUAUGUUAAAAGAAUCAAUUUGUAUCCAUUCCUAUCAAUACUUUUUAUGCCCCCGCCGUAGCUGUGGGGGCAUUAAGUUUUACCCUUGUCCAUCUAGGUACGUACGUCCUAAAAUUGGUUUCUGUUCUCUAACUUGAGUUUGCCUCAACCAAAUGUUAUGAAACUUAUAUACAAUGCUUAUUACCACAAAAAACAGAUCAAGUUUAAGUGUUAUCUUCCUUUGUCCAUGAUUAUAGUUGAAUCAACUACAAUCAAUUCUUUAUACAAUGCAAUGUUUAAUUUUGACUUCCACUGAUAAAACACAGAUCAAGUUGAAUUUGGGUAGUGUCACUUUAACCAUUAUUGAGUUAUGCCCCUUUAUAAAUCGAAAGAUUGCAAAAUUUUUAGUUUCCAUUCUGUAACUUAAGUUUGCCCCAAGUACAAAUUUUUUGUUUCCGUUUUCUAACUUUAGUUUGCCUCAACCAAAUGUUAUGAAACUUAUACACAAUGCUUAUUACUACAUAAUACAAAUUAAGUACGAAAUUUGGUGAGAACACUUUUACCAUUCUUGAGUUAUGUCCCUUUAUAAACAUAAAAAUUGCUGAAUUUUUCGUUUCCGUUCUCUAACUUUAGUUUGUCUCAACCAAAUGUUAUAAAACUUAUACACAACCGUUCUAGAGUUAUGCGUGUUUACAAAUAGAAAAAUUGCUGAAUUUUUAGUUUCUGUUCUCUACUUAAGUUAGCCUCAACCAAAUGUUAUGAGACUUACACACAAUGCGUAUUACCACAAAACUCAGAUCAAGUUCAAAUUUGGGUAGCGUCACUUUUACUGUUCUUCAGUUAUGUCCCUUUAUAACUAUAUGCUAUGCAAGUGGGGGCAUCAUCUGUGUCCACAUGUGGACACUAUCCACAAUUAUUACUUUUAAGUUUAUCGGAAAUGUAUAUGUAUUUAUGAGCCUUGUUAAUUACCUCUGAUAUUUUGAUUUGAGGACCCUUAAGGUUGAUUGUCAAAGAUUUUUUUUUAUUUUAGAUUUGUAAAAGUUUUCUAUUCCCAGUUUCUAUUCCUAAUAUUAUAUUUGUUUUAUCUUCUGUUUUAUAAAAAUAAACUUGUGUCUGAAUUA
Molecule: messenger RNA, 8206 nt
Organism: Mytilus californianus (California mussel)
Lineage: Eukaryota; Metazoa; Mollusca; Bivalvia; Mytilida; Mytilidae
Exons: 12
Coding region: 121-2235 (704 amino acids)
Source: RefSeq, a predicted model, not a curated record